AUGUUGUCAAAUAAAAAAGCCUUUGGCGUAUCAAUCCGCUUGGGAUACGCCACCGCCUUCGGUAACACUUCGGAAUCGGUGGAACCGCAGACGUUGCCGAAAGCGCACAAAGAUGUGGUUUGUCUUGGAUAUGCAUUGUUGUAUGAGGACAAAUACACCUUUCAAUCCUUGCUUCAGUACUAUAGUCAGCGAAGCGACAUGAUGGUAGUGUACAUCAGUAGCAUCAGUGACGAAGUUUUCGAGGAAACAACACCGUACAAGGAGAAGAUCGAAAUUAUUCCCUGGCCGUUGUUUCCGCGCAAGUCAAAGUCAUCGCCAGACAACAUACGUCUGAGUGCACGAUCGUAUCGUGCAACACAGGCUGCCGCAUUCGCUGACUGUUGGCUGCGAUUCGCGCCGAUAUCGCGGCGAAUCACGAUGAGCGACAUUGCUGCUAUUCAAUUCCGUUCCACUCAUAUUGAGAAAACCACCGGUGAUUCCAUAUUCAAACAUCUCUAUCCAUCAUGGACAAUCGCACAGCUUCUCACUCAUCGAAUCGUUAGCAGUGAAUACGACGAUAUCACAAUAGCCGAACGAUGCUAUACUCGUAAAAAAGCGUUUCGUUGGCGUACCGAUUGCCAACCGAUGGUUCCUGGAGCGAAAAAUUUCUCGAGCGUCGAACAGAUUUCACUGAGAAAAUCCAACUUCCAUCCGGCGGUAACAAAUGCCUACCAAACAAACAUUGGACGAUGUGUUUCACAUAAACCUCUACCAGAAGAGAAGCGAACAGUGAUGAAAUUGGAAUUCGACUUGGAUAAAUCCAGACGAGAACUUGAUCCAUGCGAACUAUGGCUUCGGAGGGAUAAUAUGAAAUGCCGAGUGGCUGUCGACUACACAAAUAUGAUGUUUCGUGAACGUUUAAAGAUCAGCGUUGUUAAAAAGAGGAGUUUGCUCACAUUCUCACAUGGUUGCCACUUAUGA
This is a messenger RNA of Necator americanus (New World hookworm), 960 nucleotides long. RefSeq lists its product as uncharacterized. Bases 1 to 960 code for a protein of 319 amino acids. The transcript is spliced from 8 exons. NCBI's taxonomy places the organism in Eukaryota, Metazoa, Nematoda, Chromadorea, Rhabditida, Ancylostomatidae. The record is from RefSeq and is a predicted model, not a curated record.